Molecule: messenger RNA, 960 nt
Organism: Sinocyclocheilus anshuiensis
Lineage: Eukaryota; Metazoa; Chordata; Actinopteri; Cypriniformes; Cyprinidae
Product: gastrula zinc finger protein XlCGF49.1-like
Exons: 1
Coding region: 27-659 (210 amino acids)
Biological process (GO): regulation of transcription by RNA polymerase II
Molecular function (GO): DNA-binding transcription factor activity, RNA polymerase II-specific; RNA polymerase II cis-regulatory region sequence-specific DNA binding
Source: RefSeq, a predicted model, not a curated record
GUUUUCAUGGAAACCUUAAAGUCCACAUGAGAGUUCACACUGGAGAUAAGCCUUACACAUGCUAUCGGUGUAGAAAAAGUUUCAAUCAACAAGGAAGCUUUAACAGGCACAUGAGAAUUCACAAUAGAGAGAAGCCUAACAGAUCCCCUCAGUGUGGAAAGAGUUUCAAUCAAAAAGGUAACCUUGACGUCCACUGGAGAAUUCACACUAUGGAGGGGCUUUUUCCCUGCGAACAGUGUGGAAAGAGUUUCACUCAUAAAGGAAGCCUUAACAGGCACAUGACAAUUCACACUGGAGAGAAACCUUUCACAUGCUAUCAGUGUGGAAAGAGUUUCAGUCAUCCUGGAAACCUUAAAAUCCACAUGAAUAUUCACACUGGAGAGAAAUCUUUCACCUGCAAACAGUGUGGAAAAAGUUUUAACAAAAAAGGAAACCUUAAUUACCACAUUAGAGUUCACACUGGAAAGAAGCCCUUCAUCUGCCCUCUGUGUAGAAAAUUUUUCAAGCGAAAACGAAACCUUAAAGUUCACAUGAAAAUUCACACUGAAGAGAAGCUUUACACAUGCCCUCAGUGUGGAAAGUGUUUCAGGCAAAAACGAUACCUUGAAGCCCACAUGAGAAGAAUUCACACUGGAGAGAAGCUUCAACUGAAAAGGUAAUCUUAAAUAGCACAUGAAGAUUUACUCAAGAGGGACCUGUUUGAAUGUCAUCAGUGUGGAAUGAGUUUUACAGACAAGAAAAACCUAGGAAUCAUUCCUGGACAUCGUAGAGAAGCCUGUCAUGUGCCAUCAACUGUGGAAAGACUUCCAGAAACAAAGCAAAUCUUGAGUUUCACAUAAACUGGAUGAUGGCAUACCAUCUUCCGUAGAGCUGCUUUACAGCUGAAUCCCAUCGUGCAACAUCGACAUUGGUACCUAACUGAUUUCAGUCAACUCUUAACUGGUUCUAAUUGAAUAACUA